Molecule: messenger RNA, 561 nt
Organism: Didymodactylos carnosus
Lineage: Eukaryota; Metazoa; Rotifera; Eurotatoria; Philodinida; Philodinidae
Source: the annotation of a GenBank genome assembly
AUGGCUGACAUAGACUUAGCCGUUCAAGCAGCACGUCGGGCGUUUGAUGAUGAUAAUUCUGAAUGGAGAAAACUAGAACCUUCAGCACGUGCAUCAUUAUUAACAAAGUUUGCUGAAUAUUUGAUACGCGACAUCGAUUAUCUAGCCAAACUCGAAACACUCAACAGUGGCAAACCAAUAAUGGAUAGUUACACAAAUAUACACAUAGCUGCUGAUAUUAUACGUUAUUAUGCGGGUUAUUGGAAUGUUCCGAUCGUAAUGUUAGCUUUGAAACUUGGUCCAGCACUAGCAUGUGGUAAUACAUGUAUCUUGAAACCAGCUGAGCAAACACCGUUAACAGCUUUGUAUUGUGCAAGUUUAAUAAAAGAAGCCAAAUUUCCUAAUGGUGUUGUGAAUAUAGUACCGGGUAAUGGUUCAGACUGUGGUCAUUCAAUGGUUGUUCAUAAUGGAAUUGAUAAAAUAUCUUUUACCGGUUCGCUCGAGGUUGGAAAACAAAUUCAACAAGAAGCUGCUACAAAUUUAAAACUAGUUUCUUUAGAACUAGGUGGAAAAUCCCCAUAG